Epinephelus moara (kelp grouper) is the source of this 905-nucleotide messenger RNA. Its product is annotated as microfibril-associated glycoprotein 4-like. Bases 120 to 869 code for a protein of 249 amino acids. The transcript has 5 exons. Gene Ontology annotation, biological process: elastic fiber assembly. The record is from RefSeq and is a predicted model, not a curated record. Lineage: Eukaryota; Metazoa; Chordata; Actinopteri; Perciformes; Serranidae.
UGUCACAUGCUUCCACAGACACUCCCUGCGUGGACAGUUUAAAUGUGCCAUGUUUGCCAGCAUGUUUUAUUUCAACUGAGGAACCUGACAGAGUCCAACCCUGAGCCGUCCUCUCCACAAUGAUGAUGAUGAUGAUGCAGGUGACAUUGUCCAUAGCCCUGCUGGUUCUUGCGGGCUCAGUCCACUCUGACUCCCCGUUUUACCUGCCCAUCGACUGUGGUGACAUCCAUCGCCGUGACAACACCAGCUCCAGCGGGGUGUACAUCAUCUACCCAGGAGGUCCCACCACGCCCCUGCAUGCCUACUGUGAUAUGGACACUGACGGAGGCGGAUGGACUGUAUUUCAGAGAAGGAUCGAUGGGACUGAAAACUUCUUCAGGCCCUGGAGGCACUAUAAGGCUGGAUUUGGGAACGUGGCUGGAGAGUAUUGGCUUGGCCUGGAAAACCUCUUCCUGCUGACUAUGAGGAAGAAGAAUGAGCUACGGGUUGACAUGGAGGACUUCGAGGGAGGGAAGGCGUCUGCCCAAUACUCCUCCUUCUCAAUUGGUCCUGAGAACAGUGGUUAUCAGCUUUACCUGGGCAGCUUCUCUGCCGGAGCAGCAGGGGACAGUUUGGCACAUCACAACGACAUGAAGUUCACCACAUUUGACAAAGACCAGGACCAGUGGGAUAAAAACUGCGCUCAGCAUUAUCUCGGUGGAUUCUGGUACAACAACUGCCACAAUGCUAACCCCACCGGCAUGUAUGUGCCUCACGAUGUCAUCGCAUACUCCAGUGUCCAGGUCAUCUGGAACACAUGGAAGGGCGCAAGCUCCCUCAAGACUAUUGCGAUGAAGAUCAGAUCAUUAUCUUCAUGUGGAUGUGCUUGAGAUUACUUUUAACCAAAAUAAUCAAAGUUGAAAAUG